Mycena indigotica is the source of this 630-nucleotide messenger RNA. RefSeq lists its product as uncharacterized. Bases 1 to 630 code for a protein of 209 amino acids. The transcript is spliced from 2 exons. NCBI's taxonomy places the organism in Eukaryota, Fungi, Basidiomycota, Agaricomycetes, Agaricales, Mycenaceae. The record is from RefSeq and is a predicted model, not a curated record.
AUGCUGGCCAUGGAUAGCGUCUUUUUUGUGCACUUGUUGUUUUUGGGCUAUACUGGGGCACAACCAAUCGUUGUAAACUCAGAACCACCACCCUACAGUACCUUCGAUUCACAGCGGUACUUUGUCUCGGACAUUCUGUUGUUGGCGUUGGUGAUCUCGAUUGUCUGUGCCCAUUUUUGGCGCGCUGGAAGGAGCCAAAAACAAACAGCACCAGUUAUUGGCAUUGAAUCGAAUGCUGUUCAAGCCUCUCCUGCUCCAAACAUCCCCGUCGUCCAACCACGCAAUUCAUGGACGCCAUUUUUAAGGUCCAAUUCGCUCUCAUCCACUGAACCACUAUCGCGGUCGGACACGUCAACCACGCGAGCGCUAUACAUUUCAAACCAGAACUAUCGUGCCCAGCAGAAAGUGGCGGAUUUGGAACCUGAGUCGACCGAGUUGCGGAGGUCAACGCAGUCGUUUCCUUCGACAAGAUUUUCGACAACUUCUUCUCAAACGAUGACCACUCUGAAACCACAGUGGACGCGUGAUUUGGAUGUCCCUCCUAUUCCACAAGCAGUCCAGCCUGAGAGGGAGAUAGAAGAGGUGUUGAGGGUACCGGGAGAGGAAUAUCUUCAUGGGAAGCGGCAAUAA